GGUACUUGCGAUCCAGAGAUGGAAAUGGUACUAGUAUGACCAAGUAUACAUAAUUCCUGGAUCGGCCAGUGCUGACGAUCACGUCCCUGUCCCCUGGUCCGGACCCUCGAAUGCCAAACCAUACAAGUCGAGUCGACCGACUCGACCAUAGUCAUCUCGAACACUGUGACCGUACGAGUUCGGAGGAUUUCCGGCAUCCGAGAGGAGACGAAUUGGAUUCCUGGGUCAUGCUUCGUACUCCGUGGCAGGCGAACGGUGGGAGAGUUGCGCCACGCAAGGGGGUAAAGUUCAGCCACGGCACUCACGGAGAAACCGAAGGCCAAAGUGCUCGUACAGAAUGGAGAGAAGCCCGCCAAGGACGAGUAGCACAGAGAGAAUACUCCGGACUCCGUAUUGCGUACACUCCGUAUUCAAAUCGAGAGUUCUGGAAAAGGUAGUUGUAGUUCUGGAGGGCCAAUGUGGCUGAUCCAGCGCCCCACGCGACCGCGCGGCCAAACCCAAAGGAUUUGCUUCCAUUAGGGCUUCACGAAAGGUCCCUUGGGAACGAGAUCGGGGAUCGAACAAGCCAGUCGACAAUAGUCUAGCCAUUCCAGAGGCCCCCGAGGAGCUCAAACGGAAUCGAUUCUCAAUUCGACCGGUUCCCCCUCAAAAGCCAAAUCUUGUCCCGAGGAGGCCUGAGGAUUUUCCGGCACGUCAUGUCUCGGUGCCGCCCCAGUCCGUCACGUCGAGUCUUUUCUUGGCUUUUUCUUGAACUCCCCCGGCCUUGUCCUUCCUUGAGAUCUACUCUCCUUCGAUCUUCGAUGCGAUCCUCCGUCCCUUCUCGACCAUGACCAUGACCCGCCCUCCAUCCUCUCCCUCCUCCUGCGACUAGUCCUCCUGCCUCCCCGGAGAUGGUCGGCAUUCUCCCGCGCUCGCCUCCAACCCUGUCGGGCUCCGUCCAUCCACCAUGUCCGUCGAUGGACCCGAGGCGCGGGGGUUGCGGGCUCAAUUGGCCGCGUUCAUCGCACCCUUCCGCACACCCAUCGUUGCGCCUCAACGGCGAGGCUGGCGUCCCCUAGCUUUGCGCCCACCUUACCUCCUCUCUCUUAUAUCGCUUCUGCUUUUCAUGCUGUUGGCUCUCGAGGUUCUACGACAAUACAGCCGUCGUCAUGGCGGGUUGGCCUUCUUCAGCGAUACCGACGAGGUCACUGCGUUGCAGUCAUUCGCGUAUAAUUAUGUGCCCAUCAUGGUCGCCCUGUUGAUGGUAAUGGUCUGGACGGUGACCGACUUUGAUGUGCUACGUCUCGAACCGUAUUUUCAACUCUCCUUGCCCGAUGGCGCGCCGGCCACGGUCCUCUUCAUCAAUUACAACUUCGGUCAAACCAUCCUCACUCCCAUCAAUGCGGCCCGCCGUCGACACUGGACCGUCUUGUGGGUCUCACUGCUGACCCUGUCGAUGCGCAUGAUUCUCCCUGCCUUGCAAAGUACCGUGUUCGAACUUCGGCAAGUGACCGUGCAGAACCAAGUCCCAAUGAAAAGUUGGCCCGACCUGGUAUCUCUUGAAACGCAAGCAACUUGGAUGGCCACCCAGGCCAACAACACCGUGGAUUCGGUUCUGUCAUCGGAAGAGCAAUCCCGCCGGUCGCGGUCGAUGGAAUAUGCCAUCGCACCAGUGGAGAUUCCCAUCACUGCCGACGAGGCCGAAGACACCCUGUGGAAACUGGAUCAGGAAGUCUACUGGGCUCAAGUCGCAUGUGAGAACAUGUCCCUUGAGAACAAGUUGUCCGUUACGAUCAGCACCUCGGAUCAAGGCUUGUCAACGGUUUCAUGGAACGCCUCCGGCGUCGACCUCAACGAUGCCUAUGGCCAGGCCACCUCGUGUAAGCUGGAUUUCUCUUAUGACAGCGUUUUCUUUCCCGGCACCGAUUAUCUUCAGGUUCGCUAUUGGGAACCCGUGAUCAGCACCGCCGCCGAAUCCCAGGAUCGAAAUCACUCACGGGCGUUCAAUCUCACCGGAUGUGACCCGUACGAUAUAUACGGGAUGCUGAUCGCCGUGAAUGCAACCGAGUCCGAGUCCGAAGCGUCCAACGAUUCCACCUACGCAGCGUCCGGGGUCGCCUUUGCCUGCGACAUCACAUACCACAAGGCUCAAGCUCGGGUGUCGAUGCACUCCAACAGCUCCAUUGAAAGCCUCCACGUAAAAUCUGCGACCAGUCAAACCUUGACCAGCACCGAGUUCAACAUCGACCACUUCCAAGCCCUGCUUUCCGAACGGGCACCGUACACCAGCGAUAUGCUCUUCAUUCGCGACAAUGAUACCACCGGUGGCCGCACCGUGACGGAACUGCCCGUGAUCAGCCAGGAACUCGGCGAACUGCAACCGCUUCUCGUCCUUGACACGUCUACCUUGAUGACCGAAAGCGAAUUCGCAUCCAAGAUCACGCGCGAUGUGGAACAAACCUUUGUCCUGACCCUUGGCCGACUGUUCGAUCCCGAUGUUCCCCCCACCGUGGUUUCCGCGACUCGGUCCGUCAACCAAGUUGCGAUCGCCGUCGUCGAAUUCGCCGCACUCUGGUCCGAGCUUAUCCUGGUAUUAGCCUCUCUCACGGCCGUCUAUCUCCUGUUCUUAUACCGAUUCCGCGAAACCUUUCUUCAGAGCGACCCUGGGUCAAUCGGAGCCAUGUGCAGUAUCGCUGCAGAUAUCUUCCAUCCCUCCAACGUUCUCGCACAGCCCCAUGUCGAGUUCCAUCAAUUCUCCACCCGCCAGAUGCGCAAAAUAUUCAAGAAAGCCCGCUGCUAUUGGCGUUCCGAUCUGUCCGGCAAUAGACUGGAGAUUCUCGCUGAAGAUGGUUCACCGGUGCAACUCGAAGAAGAUUUACGGGUUCAUGCCGACCCAAUGCCUCAUUUCUUGCUCAUCCCCUUCUUUAUUGUCGAGUUUUUGGCUUUGGCCGCGGUAAUUAUCCUGAUGGCGCUCGUGGUGUCUUCGCUUGCCCGUGAUGGCAAAUUCCGACAUCUGACACAGAACGAUUCCACAUCGUUCCAAGUCAUUUUUUCAUUCCUGCCUUCUGUUGUGGCCUCUUCUGUGGGCUCACUAUGCACUUCCAUUCACCGCAACCUCAGUGUCCUCGAGCCUUGGGUCCAUCUUCAGCGAGGAAAGGCGGCUGCGAACAUCUCUCUAACACUGAACUACUCGUCCCAGAGUCCGUUCGCAAUCCUGUUCAAGUCGAUUCGUGACCGCCAUGUCUUGCUCGGCUUGGUCUCCCUGGCUUGUAUUGUUAAUUUGGCUCUGACGGUCGUGGCGGGUGGAUUGUUCACCCAGGAACUGACAUCCUCGGUUCUCUCGACCCAAGAUUUGACCACAAACUACAGUCAAUCCGUCUUCUGGCGAACGGACUUUGCGGCAGAGUUCACGGAGUAUGACUUGAUACAGACAAGCAUUACCAGUGGGGUUCCCAUGUUACCCUGGACAAGCACAAAUCAGUCGUUCAUCCCUCUUCAUAUUCACAACCGCAGCCCAGACGUGAUGUACGGUGCUACUACCCUUGCUGUUGGGUCGCAAUUACAGUGCUCGCCACUAUCUCCAGACGUUAGCCUGGAGUACAACACAACCUCUGGUCAUCAAUCUUGGCGGUAUACCAUGUUCGACAACUCGUCACAGCAUUGUGUCGCUCCCAUGCCAACCCUGAAGAACAAGAAUGCGGGAAUUGCUCUGUCCAUUCAAUUCCUCUCUGCCAGUGAUAGUAAUGACUCCAACGUCUGUCAAACCUCGAGCGUCAUCGUUGUUGGCCGCUGGAACUACAUGGCCGACACGGCAGUCACCGACGACAACACGAUCGCUCUACACUGCGAGCCACAUGUUCAGCUGCAGAACUAUACAAUUACGUUCGACCAAAAGGGGCAGAUCCAGGACCACGAUCCGAUUGCGAAUACAUCCAUCGCCACUGGCGAAAUGUAUGAGAAUGCGACUGUGAGUUUGGGACAGUUCAAUAAAGUUUUUGUCGCCAUUCCUGAGAGCUACGUGGGCAACACCACCGUCCAGAAUGGAACGUAUAAUAUUUCUUCCUACGAUUGGGCUGGCUUCCUCGUGGCACGCUUGUAUCAGCGGGAUGACCCGGAUUUCGAUUCUCUUGAUGUUGAGCGUUUCACCGGUCUCACUCAGGUCGUCUACCAGUGGGUCUAUGCCACGUACUUUUCCCUGUGGCAUGAGAUCUACCUCCAGCCACUGGAAAACCCACUCACUGCGGCAAAUGCCACCGUGAUCCGAAGCACGUGGGGUAUGGUGCCCUCGGUGCCGUCCCUUGCCAUUGCUCUGAUCAUCAUUGCCUUCGAUACGCUGGUUGUUUUGGUAGUCUUCGGCACUCGCCACGGCCGAUUCCGAGGUCCCCGAAUGCCCCGGUCCAUUGGUGCAAUCAUCCCCUGGAUCGCACAUAGCCGCAUGUUAGGCGACUUUCGCGAUACUUGCACGUGGUCCAAUGCUCAGCGACGUGACCACCUUUCCACGCUGGACAAAAGAUACGCUUUCAGACAAUUCAUGGGUCCGGAUGGUCGUUGGCGCUUUGCUGUAGACGAGGAGCCGCCCGAUAUCAAGCCACCACCGGAAUCACCCCCACUUGAAACCCCGGCAUCUGAUAGUUCUCAAAACGAGCCCGAGUCAGAAGCCGGUAAAACCACGUCUAUCCAACUGCAAGAGUUAUCCAACCCGCAGUCACGGGCGCGAAACUAAUCACCGACCUUACGUAUGCGACGACCUUUGUUUUCUUUUUUUUGUUUUGGAUGCCAUGACCUGUAUAUAUUUUCUGGGCAAUUGGCGUUUAGACUCAUUCUAUCUAUUUUGAUCAUGGACCUGGCGCUUGGAUGCAUAGAUGGCUCGGACUUGUCAGCUGGUUCUGACUGUUCUCUAAUGCCUCGGCGCUUGCAUGGAGGAUGCGUCUGGAUGGCGCGGAAGGAGUUGGAAUCCCAGGUUUGGACACCGGGAUGUGGAUGUGGAUUUCCGACACUUUAUACGAUAGCAUGUCUAGCGUCCUUUGGAUUUCUUCGUGCAUGAUUGAGUCGAUAUUUACCCUUGAAUAUAUGAUUUGGGUUGAGCCCAAUGGGAUAGGGUUUUGCACCCAACAUCUUACAAGUCAAUCAAAGAACAAAGACCAUCUCCAGGUGCCCCCAUCAGGCGUAGGGUACGUUUUAUGAUGUGCCACUACCUAACAUGGAGCAUAUGGACAGCAUAUUGAAGGCGUACUUUACCUACGAUAUGGG
This is a messenger RNA of Penicillium brasilianum, 5229 nucleotides long. The record is from the annotation of a GenBank genome assembly. NCBI's taxonomy places the organism in Eukaryota, Fungi, Ascomycota, Eurotiomycetes, Eurotiales, Aspergillaceae.